Puma concolor (puma) is the source of this 2334-nucleotide messenger RNA. The record is from RefSeq and is a predicted model, not a curated record. NCBI's taxonomy places the organism in Eukaryota, Metazoa, Chordata, Mammalia, Carnivora, Felidae.
AUGCUUUUUGCACCUGCCGCUUUGAGCGGUGCGAUCCGCUGCAGAGCCCGCAGGGAUCGUGGGGGCCGGUUGUGUCCUGCGUGCUCAGGAGCUCAGGGGCCCCCUGAUCCCGCCAAGCCCCCUCCAGGAGCGGAAGGGUUAAGAAUGAUGAAGGGAAAUGUCAGAGGAACAAUAACGCCAGAGCCUCGAACAGCUGCUAGCGAAUUCCACCGGGAGCUGGUGGGUACCUUCCCAGCCCAUCCGAUCUGUUCCGGACCGCAAGUUACAAUCGGAUUUCCAACGCGGUGGGGUGAUAGUUUUACCAAACGUCCGGAAAGGGCUCGGAACACGGUUCCGCAGAGGCGAUUGGCUGCGAAGAGACCUGCCGCCAGGCGCCUGGUAAAAGCGCCCACUUCCUCUCAGGAGCAGGAGCUGGAGCGGGAGACAGGAGGAAACAGUAAAUCGCGGAAAGGGGUUAAGGGAAUAGAAGAGGAGGGAGCGCGAAGGAGGUUGGGCCCGGGCGCGACGGACAGGACUCUCAACAGGCGGACGCGGAACUCAAAUUACAAUGAGCAAUCUGAGGGUGGGAGCAGGAGCAGGGGCGGGCGCUUUGUCCCCUGCGAGUGGCCAGCUGAGCCCAGUGGACCAGCGCUUGCAGCCAAUGGGAGAUAUCCGGGCUGCAGGCGGCUGCUCGCUAGGGCUGGGCGCGCCUCCAGUGGGUCCACGCCCGCUGAACCCACGCUGGCCGGGACCAGGGCGCCCGCGCUUUGGGGGCCGGGCUCGGCACUAAGCUCACCGUCUUUGUGUCUUUUCUCCCGCCCCCUCUGCCCCGCCUGCUGCCGCGAUGCCGCUGCGCCCCGUUGCCGCCGCCGCCGCCGCCUCGCUCCGCCCGCGGCGCGCUUUUCGCUGCGGCGGAGGAAGAAGAGAAAGCGAGGCACGUCCCCCGGUCCAUGCCGCAGCCACGGCCCCGAACCCGCCACGGCGCCCGUGCCGCCGCCCUCGCCGGAGCCCACGAGACCUGCAUGGACGGGCAUGGGCUUGAGAGCAGCACCUUCCUGCGCCGCCGCCGCCUCCGCCGCUGCCGCCGGGGCUGAGCAGCGCCACCGCCCCCAGCUCUCCCCGCCGCCCCUGGCGUUGCUGCUGCUGCUGCUGCUCAGCCUCGGGCUGCUCCACGCAGGUGACUGCCAACAGCCGGCCCAAUGUCGAAUCCAGAAAUGUACCACGGACUUUGUGUCCCUCACUUCACACCUGAACUCUGCCAUUGACGGCUUUGACUCUGAGUUUUGCAAGGCCCUGCGUGCCUAUGCUGGCUGCACCCAGCGAACUUCAAAAGCCUGCCGUGGUAACCUGGUGUACCAUUCUGCUGUGUUGGGUAUCAGUGACCUCAUGAGCCAGAGGAACUGUUCUAAGGAUGGACCCACAUCCUCUACCAACCCCGAAGUGACCCAUGACCCUUGUAACUAUCACAGCCAUGCAGGAGCCAGAGAACACAGGGGAGGGGACCUGAGCCCUCCCAGUUACCUUUUUUGUGGCUUGUUCGGAGAUCCUCACCUUAGAACUUUCAAGGAUCACUUUCAGACAUGCAAAGUGGAAGGAGCCUGGCCACUCAUAGAUAAUAAUUAUCUUUCAGUUCAAGUGACGAAUGUGCCCGUGGUCCCUGGAUCCAGUGCUACUGCUACAAAUAAGAUAACCAUCAUCUUCAAAGCUCACCGUGAGUGCACAGAUCAGAAAGUGUACCAAGCUGUGACAGAUGACCUGCCGGCCGCCUUUGUGGAUGGCAGCACCAGCGGUGGGGAUGGCGACACCAAGAGCCUGCUUAUCGUGGAGAGGGAGAGCGGCCGCUACGUGGAAAUGCACGCCCGCUACAUAGGGACCACGGUAUUUGUGCGGCAGCUGGGUCGCUACCUGACCCUCGCCAUCCGCAUGCCUGAAGACCUGGCCAUGUCCUAUGAGGAAAGCCAGGACCUGCAGCUGUGUGUGAAUGGCUGCCCCCUGAGCGAGCGCAUUGAUGAUGGGCAGGGCCAGGUGUCUGCCAUCCUGGGGCACAGCGUGCCUCGCACCUCAUUGGCGCAGGCCUGGCCUGGCUACACACUGGAGGCUGCCAAUGCUCAGUGCCACGAGAAGAUGCCAGUGAAGGACAUCUACUUCCAGUCCUGUGUCUUCGACCUGCUCACCACUGGGGAUGCCAACUUCACCGCCGCUGCUCACAGUGCCUUGGAGGACGUGGAGGCGCUGCACCCGAGGAAGGAACGCUGGCACAUCUUCCCGAGCAGUAGCCACGGGACACCCCGUGGAGGCGGCCAUUUGUCUGUCAGUCUGGGACUCACAUGCUUGAUCUUUAUUGUGUUUUUGUAG